AUGGAUCUGGAUGCAGAGACAUCUGCCAAUGCCAAUGCAUCAACGACUCCAUAUCCAAAAUCUACAAAAUCAGACAUCGAGGCACCGCCAGUUCAACCGACCGAAAAAGAGAAAAAUCCCAAUCUAGUGGACUGGGAUGGACCUGAUGAUCCCGAGAACCCAUUCAAUUGGCCCUCCUAUAAAAAAUGGCGCCAGCUGAUCUUCAUGGCGAUCAACACCUUUCUCACACCCCUCGCCUCUUCAAUGUUCACGCCAGGAGUAGCGGAUAUUCUAAAAGAAUUCGGCUCAAGCAGCACCAUGAUGGCCUCUUUCCUGGUCUCAAUCUAUGUCCUGGGUUAUGUCGUGGGACCAUUUAUAAUCGCUCCACUAUCUGAACUUUAUGGCCGUGUUCCACUUUACCAUACCUGCAAUGUCUUAUUACUCAUUUUCACGAUUGCAUGUGCUGUCGCGCAGAAUCUGCCCCAGUUACUAGUCUUUCGGCUGUUAGCCGGUAUUGCGGGUGUUUGCCCUCUUACGAUCGGAUCGGGGACAGUCGCUGAUAUGGUGUAUAAGGAGAAGAGAGCUGGUGUGAUGGCUAUCUGGGCUAUGGGGCCUUAUAUGGGACCUGUUGUUGGACCUGUUGCAGGUGGAUACCUCGUUAUGGCUGAAGGGUGGAGAUGGGUGUUCUGGGUACUUUCUAUUACGAUUGGUGUCAUUCUUAUCGGAACAGUGCUAUGCUACCGAGAAUCCUAUGCACCAGUCUUGCUCCGCCAAAAAGCUGAGCGUCUACGCAAAGAAACGGGUAAUCCUAAUCUACUCUCUAUCUACGAUCAUGGCGCCAGGCCACCUCGGGAUAUCUUUCUCUCUGCCCUCUUACGCCCUAUUAAGCUUCUAUUUACUUCGCCAAUUGUCUUUCUAAUGGCCCUCUUCGCCGCCAUAACAUACGGCUACCUCUACCUCUUGUUUACUACCAUGACCUCUGUCUUCGAAGACAAUUAUGGUUUCGACCAAGGUUUAGCAGGUCUCGCCUAUAUCGGCUUCGGGGUAGGCUGUGCAAUCGGUCUUCUCAUCGUCGGCCGAACAGUGAACCAAAUCGCUGCCCGACACUCCGCACAAGGAAGAUUCGCACCCGAGUCCCGUCUUCCCCCAAUGAUAUACGGCUGCUGGGCCAUUCCAAUAGGGCUGUUCUGGUAUGGCUGGUCUGCGAAAGAGCAGAUCCACUGGAUAAUGCCUAUAAUUGGCACGGGAAUCUUCGGCUUCGGUCUCGUGGCCGUUUUUGCGACCGUUAGUGCGUAUCUGGUUGAUUCGUACGUCCGAUUUGCAGCAUCAGUGACGGCAGCUAAUGUGUUUCUGCGGUCGUUGUUCGGUGCCGUACUACCGCUGGCUGGUCCAUCGAUGUAUGAUGCUCUUGGGUUGGGGUGGGGGAACUCACUUUUGGCAUUUAUAGCGCUGGUCAUGUGUUUUGUACCUCUUUUGUUUGCCAAGUAUGGGGCGAUGAUUCGAACACAUCCCAAAUUUCAACUUGAGCUUGAGUGA
Molecule: messenger RNA, 1515 nt
Organism: Penicillium angulare
Lineage: Eukaryota; Fungi; Ascomycota; Eurotiomycetes; Eurotiales; Aspergillaceae
Product: MFS transporter
Exons: 3
Coding region: 1-1515 (504 amino acids)
Biological process (GO): transmembrane transport
Molecular function (GO): transmembrane transporter activity
Source: RefSeq, a predicted model, not a curated record